CAAAUACAGAACCCCAUUAUAACCGGACUUUUCAUUCUAUGUCUACUUAAGCUUAAAUCCAGAGAGUAAAAAUUUAAUAUGAAAUGAGCUUUGUUAAGCAAGUUGGAGAUGGAGGGAGAUUAGUUCCUGUUCCAAGUCUCAGUGAAGCUGACAAAUAUCAACCUUUGAGCCUUGUGGUUAAGAAGAAAAGAUGCUUUUUGUUACAGAGAGCUAAAUUUACCUCAACACCUUUCACAUUGAACGAUAUUCUCCUAGGAGACAGAGAAAUUUCAGCUGGUAUCUCAUCCUAUCAAUUACUGAAUUAUGAAGAUAAAUCAGAUGUUUCCCUCUAUGGAAGACGAGGAAAUCAUAUGGUGAAUGAUGUUGGGAUUAACGUUGCUGGAUCAGAUUCUAUUGCAGUAAAAGCUUCAUUUGGUGUGGUAACUAAGCAUGAAGUAGAAGUAACAACAUUGCUCAAGGAACUUACUACUAGAAAAAUUAACUUUGAUCACUGCCUAAUCCGUCAGUCAAGGAGUAGUAGAAAGGCAGUAUUGUGUGUGGUCAUGGAAAGUAUCAGAACAACACGCCAGUGUUCUUUAUCUGUGCAUGCUGGAAUGCGUGGGGAAGCAGUGAGGUUUCACAUUAUUGAUGAACAAAACCCAAAAGGAAGAGACAAAGCCAUUGUUUUUCCAGCACACACAACUAUAGCUUUUAGUGUUUUUGAACUUUUCAUUUAUUUGGAUGGUGCCUUUGACCUUUGUGUCACUUCAGUGUCAAAAGGAGGAUUUGAGAGAGAAGAAACAACAACAUUUGCAGUGCUCUACAGAUUAAGAAAUAUACUGUUUGAACGAAAUAGAAGGGUGAUGGAUGCCAUUGCUCGCUCUGAACUUUACAUGGAUGAUCUUUUCUCAGAUUACUACUAUGAUAAACCCCUCAGUAUGACUGACUUUUCCCUUAGAGAAGGGACUCAUGUCCGAGUUAAUUUACUCAAUCAUAAUAUUCCAAAAGGGCCUUGUGUCCUCUGUGGAAUGGGGAACUAUAAGAGGGAAACUGUUUAUGGAUGUUUUGAGUGUUCUUUCAAUGGACAAAAGUAUGUAAGACUUCAUGCUGUGCCCUGCUUUGAUGUUUGGCACAAGAGAAUUAAAUAAAAUGAGUGCCUUUGGUGCAGUUGUAAGUGUAAUUGUGCCAUAACCCUUUCCAAAUGACUUGGUUGGUUCAAGUGAGUCAAUCAAUUGUGAAAAAAUAAGAAAGGUAAAAAUUAACUGCAAAGAUAUUUAUUUUUUAAAUUUUCCUCAAAAUUUUUAUUUACAUUUCAAAAUAUACAGUAUUUCAGAAACAUUUUGACUAGUCACUACAAAAAUGUUGUGGCUUUACCUUGUUUUGUCACUUGAAGUCAGAAAGCUCUACAAAAUUUUUUUUUCCCUGAAUAUCAGUUUUAUUUUUAAUGACAUUAAUUCAAAAUUUUAAUGGUGAAUUGAAUGUAGAAAUGUUUUCUUAAAAAAAAGCAUACCACUUAUGUUAUGGCCUAGUAAAAUAAGAAAAAUGUUAAGAAUUUAAUGUAAUCCUACAUGUUUAAUUGCAGUAUCAAAUUAAAAAGACAUUAAGAAUUCUCUUAAGCAUAAGGUUUCAUAAACAGAGUUGAGAACUAGAGAUUGGGAAGUAGGUUUUAUUACUGAAUGUGCAUCUGCUCUAUAGUUUUGUGGUUAUAAGAUUCCUUAUUGCCACUUCAAACCUAUUGCAAAGAUCAGAAUUCUGUUUUUUCUCUCUCAUGAAGAUGCAUAAGAACAAAACACUUCAAUGAAUGUGGAUUUAGAAGGCCUUAUUUGUCUAUACUACAAGGUAUCAAGAAUUUGCAAACAAAAUUUACUGGGCCCUAAUUUUUAAUGUUGCUCAACCUAUAUAAAAAGAAGACAUACAAAAGAAAAUACCAAAAUGAAAAGCAAUUAUAGGGAUGAGGACUGGCCCUGUGAUUUCAUUGGUAUAAGUAACUCACAGGUGAAGAAACUUCCUCUACCGAUGCAGGUUAGCACUUUCUCUGCACUUUGUGCAGGUGGAUGGAGCAAGGUCUCAUAGCUAGUAUGUGUUAGACACAGGACUUGAAUCCAGUUCAUUCCUCGAUUCAUUAUGCCAUACUGACUAUAAAAUACACACUCAAAAUUAUAAUUACUCUACAGGUUUUCCAUAUACAGAGACUUAAAAAUAAUUGUAUAUGUUAAUACAAAACACCACUACUGUGUUAAUACAUUAAUGUACUUGUGUUUGUCAUGUAAUGUAAAUGUGCAGAAAAAAUUUAAUUUCUUCUUUCUCCAUAUAUACAGCAAGACCUUUUUUCUUCACUAAUUAAAAUUUUUUAAAAUGUAACUUCAGACAGUUAAGGGACAGGAUGAUUAGAGUGUGAUUUAUUAUGGAACAACACAAUUUUUAUAUCCUUCAGAUCAACAAAUAUUUAUCGUAUAAUCAUAAUACGUUUGGCAUUACACAGAAGAUACCAUAUAACACAUUUGUGACCUGUAGGAGGCCAAAGUAAGAGUCAACACAACAAGAUCCAGUUGUUUGGGGUUUUUUUUUUUACUAUACUUUUAUAAAAGUAU
Messenger RNA from Phascolarctos cinereus (koala), 2570 nucleotides. It is a transcript of the gene PJVK, whose product is annotated as pejvakin. NCBI's taxonomy places the organism in Eukaryota, Metazoa, Chordata, Mammalia, Diprotodontia, Phascolarctidae. Gene Ontology annotation, cellular component: cytoplasm. The record is from RefSeq and is a predicted model, not a curated record. Gene Ontology annotation, biological process: programmed cell death.